CCUUUCCUCCCUCCCGCGGGGCUCCGGAGGCGGCUGCAGCGCUCCGCGCAGGCAGGUCCCCUGCUGCCCGGUCCCAUUUGUUGUCUAGUCUGGCUCGGGGCGGCCGCGGCUCGCGGAGCUCCGGGAAGCCCGGCGGGGCAACCGCGCAGCCACGACGGAGCAGCCUCGGGACUGGCCGCCCCGCGCCCCAUUCGCCGCCGUGCCCUUCCCCGGCGCGCUCACCCCCUUCUCGGGAUGGGAUUGUAGCGGCGGCGCGGACUCAGCGGGGAUCGCGGCGGAGGCGGCGGCGGCCGAGCGGGGCUCCAUGUUUUCCCCCGACCAGGAGGAGCACUGCGCUCCCAAUAAGGAGCCAGUGAAAUACGGGGAGCUGGUGGUAUUGGGGUACAAUGGUGCUUUGCCUAAUGGAGACAGAGGCCGGAGGAAAAGCAGAUUUGCUCUCUAUAAACGACCCAAGGCUAAUGGAGUUAAACCCAGCACGGUCCACGUGAUAUCCACGCCACAGGCAUCCAAGGCUAUCAGCUGCAAAGGUCAACACAGUAUAUCAUACACUCUGUCGAGGAACCAGACUGUGGUGGUCGAGUACACGCAUGAUAAAGAUACGGAUAUGUUUCAGGUGGGCAGAUCAACCGAAAGCCCCAUCGACUUCGUUGUCACAGACACAGUUUCUGGUGGUCAGAACAGCGACGAGGCCCAGAUCACACAAAGCACCAUCUCCCGGUUCGCCUGCAGGAUAGUCUGCGACAGGAGUGAGCCUUACACAGCACGGAUCUUCGCGGCCGGGUUCGACUCUUCCAAAAACAUAUUUCUUGGGGAAAAGGCAGCAAAAUGGAAAAACCCUGACGGCCACAUGGACGGGCUCACUACAAAUGGGGUCCUGGUGAUGCAUCCCAGAGGGGGCUUCACGGAGGAGUCCCAGCCCGGGGUCUGGCGUGAGAUCUCUGUCUGCGGAGACGUGUACACCUUGCGAGAAACCAGGUCGGCCCAGCAGAGGGGAAAGCUGGUGGAAACUGAGACCAACGUCUUGCAGGAUGGCUCCCUCAUCGACCUGUGCGGGGCCACCCUUCUCUGGAGGACGGCGGACGGCCUCUUCCACGCCCCGACACAGAAACACAUAGAAGCCCUGCGGCAGGAGAUCAACGCGGCGCGGCCUCAGUGCCCCGUGGGGCUCAACACGCUGGCCUUCCCCAGCAUCAACAGGAAGGAGGUGGUGGAGGAGAAGCAGCCCUGGGCCUACCUCAGCUGCGGCCACGUGCACGGGUACCACAACUGGGGCCACCGGAGCGACACGGAGGCCAACGAGAGGGAGUGCCCCAUGUGCAGGACUGUGGGCCCCUACGUGCCUCUGUGGCUCGGCUGCGAGGCCGGGUUUUAUGUAGACGCGGGACCGCCCACACAUGCUUUCACCCCGUGUGGACAUGUGUGCUCAGAGAAGUCUGCAAAAUACUGGUCUCAGAUCCCGCUGCCUCACGGAACUCACGCGUUUCAUGCUGCCUGCCCUUUCUGUGCCACGCAGCUGGUUGGGGAGCAGAACUGCAUCAAAUUAAUUUUCCAGGGUCCAGUAGACUGAUGCCCUUGACAGCCAUCUACGACUUUAUUAACAAGUUACUGUGAAGAUUUUUGCCACUAACUCUCGAUUUUACCUUUUUAUAAUGCUGUUUAUUAAGGGGUGGGGGGGUGAGGCUGGGAGGAAAGAGGGAACACAGCAAUGAAACAUGCUGGGAAUUAACAGAUAUCAGUGGUGUGUUGCAUGCUCACAACAGCAGCAUCGUCAUUGAAGUCUGCUUGAUUAAACCACAUCAUCUUUGUAAUAAUUGAAUUUAAAACACCAUGCUUUUAUUUUAAUCUUGGGUUUAUAAACUUUUUUUUUCCUUUGUAGCUUCGGGUAACACUUUCAAUCAUAUUUUACAAAUGAAGAACUGUAUUCAAAAGUUGUUGGCUCACAGUACACCACCUCCCUUGCUGCAGGGUGCAGGUAUGGCCUGAAGGACAGGUGGCGUCCGGGAGCCCCCGGCGCAAGCCAGAACCUGACCAGACACCAGAGGGGUGGCUCUGCGAAAUGCUGUGGUGGGCAGGGGACCUUAGGCACGGGCUGUGGUUUUGAAAUCGGGGGCUUCUUUUCUGAUUUGUUUUUCUUUUGUUUGGGGGAGAGAAUAUUCAUAUGUUGUCCUAUUUUUUGUUUUUGGUUUUGGUUUUUUAUUAACUUUGGUGGAAUUUAAUUAUUUUAUAUACACAUUCACCAAAUACCUUGGCACUUCAAACAAAGAAUUUUCCCUAACUUUUUAGUCUGGUUUUUGUUAUUUCUGUCUAAUACAUUUUGUCCCUGACACUCACAUCGUGCAUGGCCAGAACUGUUUGGGUGAUUAAAAUGUAGCAUCUCUUAGAAAUUCUUUCACCGCCAGUGAUCAUUGCAGUGGGAAACACAGUCUAGGUACUCUGACAGCAAGGUGAUUUGCUUACCAAAUUGUUUAAGAUUUAAGAGCGAUUAAAAAUGAGAUUUUACUUUUUAAAACCACUUGUUGGGGUUUCAUAAUUUUUUUUCCUUAAGAAAGCCAACAUUCUGCAAGCCCAAGAGCGACACAUCACAAUGACACAGGCGUGUUUAUCCACUCCCGCCCCGCCAUCUGCCACCUCCCCUCACGGCCUGUGGGCUGCAAGUCUUGAGAAUGUUUGCAAAUCAAACCACAUUUAAAUGUGAUCAUUAGACACACGCAGCACCAAGUGGUGCAUCUGCAGAGAUCAUUGGAAAUUCCUGAUUUAAAAAGCGCAAAUGAGUGUUUACAGAGGAUUAAUUAAAUCAGAAUUUCAGAUGAGCGCCUCCAUCCCUCUCUGCUCUUUUCAUUUCACUUGGAAUAAUAAUUCCUGGAUGCUCAUUCUGUGUGGUACCGGUCUGUCACUGCUCCCAGAAUGGGAAGAUCCUUCAGGACAAAGCUGGCAGAGAUGAGACAGAUCCCUGCCACCUGGAACGAGGAUUUAUUUAAACUGACAUCCCCUUAAUUGAGCAUUGCACGUUUGUGCUACACUUCUCUUAACUUUUGUAAAGCUGUCUAAUUUAUAUGGUUCUAAUAUACUAUAUCCAUACUUGAAUUGGUUUUUCCCUGUUUUGCCUACUGGCAAAUAUUUUACCUAUAUUCAAUUGUUCUAACCCAUUUUCAAAUGUCCUUUUCCUUAAAGUGGUAAGAUAUAUUACGCUUGACUGCUGCUGCUUAAUUUGACUUAAUAUAUAAAAAGUUAAGCCUCUCAGUUACAAAAUAGUUUUUCUUUCUAAUGGAAAUUAUUGUUUAGAAGGAGGUGUUUUGUGUUGGUAGGUUUGGAGUGAUGUGAACACCCAACAGCAGCCCUCUGACUGAUAGCUCGCUCUGCUCUGUGAAGCGUCCUCCCCUGCAGACAGAGAGGAAGCAAUGGGAUGGCCUAAGUGAUACAUCACAUGCCUUUUGAUUUAGCCAGACAGAGUCUCCAGUGUUUAGCUUUCACUGACAGAGUGUGUCCUUUCAGUCUGGAUUCUUUGGGCUCCACAAACUGGUAGAGGAGGCACACAGGCCCUUAUCUUGCUGCACAAGGUGGUUUGAGGACUCUGGACACCCUAAAAGCGUAAAUGGCCUUGCACACAGCAAGGCUGGAUUUUACCUGUCAAAAAAUUUUUUUCCAGAAAUAUGGUCUGAUACAAUUUUCCUUUUCAAGAAUUGUAUAUGUCUAGCAGUUCUGCAUACAACAUAUGUCCCAAAAUAAAAUUAUCUUCCAACCUGAAAAGCUUCUGACUUUUAGCAAAGUCAGAUAGCUAAAAAGUUGAAAUUUGGGUAAUAAAUUCUAAAGUCCUGGAAGGGGGAACAGUGAGCUGCCCUCUGUCAGCACUGCGUCUUGCCCUCUGACCUCCACGUGAGGUCCCCUCCCACCCUGCCUAAGAAGCAGGGGGAGGGCAAGUCUGCAACAAGGAAACUGUGCUCGUCUCGGCCACAUCUAGUCAGAUCCCCUUAUAAUUUUGGCUAUUAAGAUUUCUUUUUGAGUUGGGAGCAAGUUAGUUUGUAAGAAUAGAGAACUCCAGCUCUCCAAAGUAGAGUAAUGGAGUUCAGAAAAGGUAACUUCUCAAAGAUCACUUUAGUUAUGUCUUGCGUCACAUGAAAGGGUGAGUCUCCCUCCCCCAUGUACGUUCAUAGGAAAUCACUGACCGAUUAUCCUGAGCUCGGCCUGACCAAAAUGCCUUUUGUGAAUAGGUUUCUAGAAGUAUGGUCCCAGAGAUGUAUUCCCAUAGAUUUUUUUUUUCAGUUGUUUACUACAAAAAAAAAAAAAGAUUCAGAAUGAAUGGGAUACAACUCAAUAUUUUUCUAGUCUGGAAUUUUUUUAUUAAUACUUGGUGCUGCCAGGUCAUGCAUGCUGCAACUCUUAACAUUUCCCUUAUUUGGUUAUGCUUUUUGCAAAAAGGGCUACAGUUCACACUGCAGAGUAAGUAUUAAGCUUUUCGGGGUGGUUUUUCCCCCUCCCCUGUGGCCCAAAAGAAUUAAAAUCUUUUAAUAUAAAUAGAGAGCAUAUUUAUCAUUCCUCAAUAGUUAAUUAUAGAGUCUGGUACCUUUGUGCCUCAGGGAAGCCACGUGAUGUAACUGGUUAUAGAAUUUCAGGGUUAGGGUUUAGGAAAGGAGAAAGCCAUUGGAAAAAUGACGGGCUCCAUUAAGGAGACUAAUGAAUCUGGAUGCAGAAAUGUGCCAGGAACCGGCAUACACAUGAUUGUAGUAGAAUUUAUUUCCGGCAUCAGUAGAAAAACUGUUUUAAGUUAUUGCAUAUACUGAUCAGGAAAGUUGAGGAGGACUUUUUUUCAUAAGUUUCAAUGCUUCAUUUUGCUUACAUAGAAAAACUCAAACCCCUGUUAUAUGGGAGCUCAGUAUUGUUGUUUGGGCACUUUUAAGAGUUUAAGGAAAACAUUUGCCCCUUCUUAAUUUAAGGGUAACAUAGGUUACAGAAUUAUUACCUGCCCUUCUAUGAUUUUGAUUAACUUCCUUUUCUAGAGCCAUUCAGUUCUCCGGAUUUGCAUGAAGGCCGUGAUCACACCGUUGUGAGAGCUGGCUAAACCCUAGUUAUCUUCAUGCAGUCCUGCCUGGUGACAGUGGAGUUUCUGACAGACAAACCUCAGAACCUUGAGUUUAGGCCAGGCCCAGCUCCACCCCUUGCCUGUCAGUCUGGUGCGCCCAUCGCCCAUCGUUCAGCCUGCUUGGGCGGAAGGUGUGAAGUUCCUCCUUCGGUGCUGGAAGCGGAACGGGAUCCUUUCUUUAUGACCCGGUCAGAGGCUAAUGAGAACACUUGAGGAUCUUCUGAAAAGAAUGUAAGAAUUAUUGAAGUAGUGAAACAAGAAGUUUCAGUGUUUCUUUUUUAUGAAAUGUAUAUCCUCUCAAGUAAACUUUAGCCCUCAUGAACAAUCCCUAGAGGAAGGUAGGGAAAAGCAAAUAUUUCUCCAGUUCUGUUUAACUAUUUCUAAACAAAAUAAACUCAGUGAAAGGGAAGUUUUUUUUUCUUUUAAAGCUGAGGUGACAGAUUCCUUCUGUGUGUUGAAUAGGCUAGAAGUGCAGGAGUGGUCAUAUUUGCCAUGUAUAGUGUUAUGAGCGGUUAAAUUUUAUGGCUAUAUUUGUAAAACUGUUCUUUUAUAUUUCAUGUCAAAUUGAAAAAUUAUUUCUUCACUGUUGUACCUGUGGAAAUACAAGCCAUUUUACAGGAAAAAAAAUCUUCAAAACCUAUUAAACGGAUCUCAGUGUG
Phyllostomus hastatus (greater spear-nosed bat) is the source of this 5736-nucleotide messenger RNA. RefSeq names its product pellino E3 ubiquitin protein ligase family member 2 (gene PELI2). Lineage: Eukaryota; Metazoa; Chordata; Mammalia; Chiroptera; Phyllostomidae. Gene Ontology annotation, molecular function: protein binding; ubiquitin protein ligase activity. Gene Ontology annotation, biological process: regulation of Toll signaling pathway; protein polyubiquitination. The record is from RefSeq and is a predicted model, not a curated record. Bases 305 to 1567 code for a protein of 420 amino acids. The transcript is spliced from 6 exons.